GCCUUUGGCAAGGAGUCUGAGGUUCUAAUUGGGAACCUGGGUGAUAAACUAAUCCUCCACAAGACAUCCUCCGUGACGUCAGUGACCUCAAAGCCUUGGCCAAUAUGCAUGAAAGCCUGGAAUGGUUGGCAGGCCGAACAAAGUCAGCUUUCUCCAAUCUUUCUACAUCCCAGAUGCUUUCUCCUGCUCAAGAGAGCCAUGUGAACAUGGACCUGCCUCCAGUGUCCGAGCAGAUCAUGCAGACGCUGAGUGAACUUGCCAAGUCCUUCCAGGAUAUGGCUGACCGCUGCUUGCUGGUUUUGCACCUGGAAGUGAGAGUUCACUGUUUCCACUAUCUCAUUCCUCUUGCCAAGGAGGGGAACUAUGCCAUUGUUGCCAAUGUAGAAAGCAUGGAUUAUGACCCUCUGGUGGUCAAGCUCAACAAGGACAUUAGCGCCAUUGAAGAGGCUAUGAGCGUCAGCCUUCAGCAGCACAAAUUCCAGUACAUCUUUGAAGGCCUGGGACACCUCAUCUCCUGCAUCCUUAUUAAUGGUGCUCAGUACUUCAGGCGUAUCAGUGAGUCCGGCAUCAAGAAAAUGUGUAGGAACAUUUUUGUCCUUCAGCAGAACUUGACCAACAUCACCAUGUCACGGGAGGCAGACCUGGACUUUGCAAGGCAGUACUAUGAGAUGCUGUACAACACAGCUGAUGAGCUCCUGAACCUGGUGGUGGACCAGGGUGUGAAGUACACAGAACUGGAGUAUAUCCAUGCCCUGACCCUGCUGCACCGCAGUCAGACCGGAGUGGGGGACCAGACCACCCAGAACACCAGGCUGCAGCGGCUGAAGGAGAUCAUCUGUGAGCAGGCUGCCAUCAAGCAAGCCACCAAGGACAAGAAAAUAACCACCGUCUAAUGGGGCCACUGCAGUGUGGGGUGUUUCCUCAGAUGCACUUCUUUCUUUGCUAUGUUAUUUGGUAUACUUCAAGCUGGUUUACUUUUGUCUAUGCUGAUGCUUAGUGGAAAAAAAGGUGUAAAGAUUAUGUUCUGUAGUUUAGGCUUUUCAUAUGAACUUUAAAGGAAGUUUGCAGUACAGAAUGUUUCGGUGUAACAACUGCUUUAGAGCAGUUUUUACCCAGAGGGCUAGGGUCGGAUGGGGAGACUGAAAACAAAUGAAUGACUAAUUAAUGUUUUGUUUAUUGCCCAACAUAUAUAAAAUUCUAGCAUGAAAAGCAGACAGCUAAGUUUUAGUCCCUUCCUUAAACUACGUAGUAGGGUUCUAUUACAUAAACAGUAGGAUCUUCACUCACUUGACCUUAUCAGUUUACACUCCAGUGAAACACGUGUAUGUGCAUUGCUUUCUAAGUCUAUUGCUAAAAUCAAAUAAACGACUUCUCACCUGGCUGCAGCUUUGAACAAAUUUCCCUGCCAAAACAGGAACUCUUCAGGUCUGAGGGGGGAAAGUCCUUUAUCCCAACUCUGGGGAGAGUUGAUGUGCACUAGCUUAUACGUAAGUUUUGGUCGAUUGGUUAACUUUUUAUUUUAUUUCUGCUGUAUCAAAACCAAGAGCCAUAAAAUUAGUGACAAAAAUGGGAGCACGAAAGGUGAUUCAACCCUCUGCUUCAUUUGUCCCUUUAAGGUCCAUGAGUAAAUAAUGGCUAGAGAAUUUCUAUCUCGCCUGAAACUUCAUGGGAGUAAAUGAUUCUGAAGUACUCACUUAUCCUUCCAUGAGCACCUAAGUCUUUGUCACUUCAGAAAGUAGCCCAGGUCUGCUCAUCUGAAGGCAGGGAAGAUGGGACAGCCAGGAUAUUUCUCCUCUGUGCAGCCACCAGCUAGGCCUGUUUUUUAAUUGCCUUCCCACGUGUUCCUAGUACACUAGACUUCACCACUAUCCCCAGACUCCAAGUCCUCUUGCUAUCCAUGAUGCACAGUCGCAGGAGGCAGCAGUUCACUGACUGAGACAUACCUUGAACACACAUGGAAAGUAGAGCCAGAAGGAGUGGGACCGUUCACGGUCACAGGCCAUGCAUGCCUUGAUGAUCGGAAUUUUUACACCUGUUUGUAACAGCUUUGGUCUUGAUGAGCAAAACAGAAAAUUAAGAAGUUUUGAGAAACUUAAAUAUUGUAUGCUAUUUUCUCACAUUUAUUUAUUCAGCAAACAUUUCCAGGGGGCCUGACAUGUGCCAAAUGCUACUACACUUGGGGCAGCUACGUAUACAGAGGACACUGUUACUAUGUAAGGGUGUAGGAACUAGAUUAGAACCCCAUCCCCAACAAAUUCACACUGAGACCUGAGCUAGAAAUCAGUCCAGAUGAUGGGGCAGCUGUGCAGGAUCCAGCAGGAAGCAGCAUAGUGGCCCUCCAGGGGCUUCUGGGAGGAAGGAACGCUGCAGAUCUGUGUGGUUCAGAGGCCUGACUGGGAAGAAGUUGAAUGUGUAUAGGAGACAACCAUGGAAAAAAAUAGUGCCCUAAACAAGGUCCUUAGAAGUAGUAUACCCAAGAAGCAAGAGUGGGAGCAUUAGAGUGGAACACUUUUGUUUGGAAGCCUCCUCGUGGUGGCCACAGCCUCCCAGCUUAGAUCUGAUGCCUUCUCUUUUCCUUCCUGUCCACUCCAGGAGGAGAGUCCUGAGUGGUGACAGUGAGCCAGGAAAGGCAGAGGUGGGGCAAGGGAGUGCACAAGAUAGUUUUCCUGGCUUGGGAAAGGGUUGUGGGUCUACAAUGGCAAGAAAUACAGAGAUCCAGCAGUCUCUUGGCAAAUGAGUCACUUUGGGGAAGCAAUUAGGAGAGUGUCAUCCCUGUUUUGCUUAUGACAAUGAGGGGAUUAAAAUAUGUCAGUGCUGCACAGAAGAGGGGCUGUAAGGAUCUUGUCCACAUCAUUCAAGAGAUAGUUCUUUGAAGGUUCAUACAUCAGUCUUUGUUCUUCAAAAGGUCUAGAAUAGUCAGUGACACAUUCUAUGACUUGUGGAAUGGAUACAGAUGUAGAUGGCACAGCCACCUCAAAACCAUCUAUCAUUAGAGAUCCAGUUAAGAUUUCUACAUGGUAUGGGUCUACUUUAGGGAUAUUUCAUGAGUCUGGUUUUGUGCCUUUCACAGCCAUAACCAGAAGUGCUAAAGAGAAUGAGGGUCUGCUAAGGGUAAGAUCCACCAUCCUCACACAUGGAUAUGUAGCCACAACAGUUAGUGUUCUACCAUGAAGAGCACUCCCUAAAAUGUGCUCUUACAGCUAAAAAGGCCAACAAAGUAAGCCUCACCAGGAGGUCACUGAAAACAAAGCACACCAUUUCUUCAUUGUUACACAAAGGAACAAACGGGCCUCCAUAUCCAUGGCUUCCACAUCCACAGAUUCAAGCAAACAUGGAUCAAAAUAUAUUUUUUAAAAAUGCAUUUGGGGCCAGACAUGGUGGUCAGUGCUAUAAUCCUAGCACUCAAGAGGCUAAGACAGGAGGAUGUUGAGUUCAAGGCCAGCUUGAGCUACAAGAUCAUCCUAUCUCCAAAAAAAAGCACCUAUACUGAACACAUAACAGAUUUUCUGCCUUUCAUCCCCUAAACAAAACAGUAUAACAAUGUAUUUACAUAAUGUUUACACUGAAUAAGGGAUUACAAGUAAUCCAGAGAUGAUUUAAAAUAUAAAUUGUCGGUAAGUAGUAUGCCAUUUUCUAUGAGACUUAAGCAUCCAUUGACUUUGGUAUUCAUGUCCCCUGUAAAUACCAAGCAAUGAUGGCAUGUGGAAUACUGUCUGCAGCAGUAGUCAUAGAGGACUCACAGGACUAGAAUGGGUCCUGAGAUGGACAAUAAACAUGACCAUGAAGUAGGGCCUUGUGGCUAUGCAUUCAUUCUGGUUCUCGAAAACAGCUGCACAAGCAAUAGCCAUGUCCAGGGAGAGCUAUGUCCCUUCUCUGUCAUCUACUUUGUGGUACUUGACAGGUUAUCCCAUUUUGUCCUCACAACAACCUUGUGCAACAGAUCUUCUUUCCUUUCUACCAUGCCCAAGGGACCAGAACCUACAAUAGCAGAGUC
Molecule: messenger RNA, 3994 nt
Organism: Castor canadensis (American beaver)
Lineage: Eukaryota; Metazoa; Chordata; Mammalia; Rodentia; Castoridae
Source: RefSeq, a predicted model, not a curated record